Molecule: messenger RNA, 1818 nt
Organism: Plutella xylostella (diamondback moth)
Lineage: Eukaryota; Metazoa; Arthropoda; Insecta; Lepidoptera; Plutellidae
Product: cytochrome P450 6B6
Molecular function (GO): oxidoreductase activity, acting on paired donors, with incorporation or reduction of molecular oxygen; monooxygenase activity; iron ion binding
Source: RefSeq, a predicted model, not a curated record
UAAGCUUGUACAUGCUUAAAAUAGAGUCAGUCGCUAUCGCGAGCGUCUGUAAACAUGUUGUUAUUGGUAGCUCUGGCGGCGGUGGCGCUGGCGGCGCUGUACUGGUGGUCCACCAGCAAGUUCGACUACUGGAGCCGGCGGGGGGUGAAGUUCCCGCGGCCGGCGCCGCUGCUGGGCAACUACGGCGCCUACCUGCUGCAGCGCCGCAACCUCGGCGAGGUGACGCGCGCCAUCUGCCGGCAGUUCCCGGACGAGCCGCUCGUGGGCGCCUUCUACGGGCCGCACCCCGUCGCCGUGGUGCAGGACCCCGCGCUGCUCAAGCUCAUCACCACCAAGGACUUCUACUACUUCAACGGCCGCGAGGUCUCCGAGCACACGCACAAGGAGAUCACCACCAAGAAUAUGUUCUUCAACAGCGGAGACAAGUGGAGGGUGCUCCGGCAGAACCUCACGCCGCUGUUUUCCUCGGCUAAGAUGAAGAAUAUGUUCCAUUUGAUAGAAAAAUGCGCGCGGGACUUUGAGGUGUUGCUGGAAGAAGAAGCUAAGAAGAGCGAGAUCGUGGAGGCGCGCACGCUGAUGUCGCGGUUCACGAUGGACGGCAUCGGCGCGUGCGGCUUCGGCAUCAACAGCGGCGUCAUGCAGAACGACGCUAAGAACAAUCCCUUUGCGGAAGUCGGUGAAAUGAUAUUCGAGGAAUCCAAAUGGAGAACCUUCCUGACGGCUUUCCGAGCAAUUUUCCCGUCAAUAUUCUAUGGAUUGCGAUUCUCUUUGUUCCCUGACGCUAUCAACUCGUUCUUCCACUCUGUUUUAAUGUCCGUGUUCAAAGAACGCAAAUGGGAGCCCACUUCCCGCCAAGACUUCGUGGACAUGGUAAUUGGCUUGAAGAAAAACAAAUACAUAACUGGUGACAGCAUGAGGAAUAUGAAGGGGGGUUCCGAUAAACUACAGAUUGAAGUGGACGAUGAUUUCCUGGUGGCGCAGUGUGUUCUGUUCUUCGCUGCCGGAUUCGAGACGUCUUCGACCGCUUCGUCCUUUACUCUGUACGAGCUGGCGAGGCACCCCGAGCACCAGCAGCGGGUGAUCGACGAGGUGGACGCCUACCUGGCCACUCGCGGUGAAGUCAGAUACGACUGCACCACUGAGUUACCCUUCCUGGACCAAUGCGUAGAGGAGGGCUUGCGGCUGCACACCACAAUCGUCACUCGGGAGGUGGCCGAGGACUACACUCUGCCCAACGGCGUGAAGCUAGACAAGGGUCUGCGGGUCCACAUCCCGCUGUUCCACAUACAGAGGAACCCGAAGUACUUCGAAGACCCGGAUGACUUCAAGCCCGAGCGCUUCUCUCCAGAAGAGAGGAAGAAGAUCGUGCCGUACACCCACUUUCCUUUCGGGGAAGGACCCAGAGCUUGCAUCGGAAUGCGGUUCGCUCGGAUGCAGAUGAUGGCGGGUCUAGUUACGGUGUUCAAGAGUUACCGAGUGGAACUGGCGCCCUCCAUGCCUCGAGAGCCGCAGUACUGCGCCGGGACCAUGGUGGUGCGGUUCAAGGGAGGCAUCCAGCUCAGGCUGAUCCCUAGAGAGAACGGACAGAAGUACAAGCCUACGUGAAUAGUGAACGGUGUAGAAACUGUAGAAUAUAUACAUUCACCAGCAGUUAAAAAGUUCCAUUGCCGUUUCAUAUGUUACUGGAACUUUUAAAUAGCUCGUGAGUGUAACAGACUGAAGCUGAAGAAUGGUAAUGUUUAGUAAUAAUACCUAGUAAGGAUAAUUUAGUUAAGUAAGGUAUAUUUAAGUUAAACAACAGUUCAAAUUAUGUUUUAA